AGAACAUUAUCUCAUUUAAAAUAUAUUUUUAAUUUCAUUCUUCGAGGAUAAGUGAAAUAUAAUUAUUUAAUAUAAUUUCGAUGGAAUUAUUCUUUCCUUUCCGUUUAAAAUGUAUCGGGCAAUCGGUUACUUCCGCAUUACUGCGUCGCGUCACUCCUGAAAAGAUGCUGCCAGUGUAUAGAUUUGAUAAAAAGACUAGCCAUGAAUUGAAUUGAUUUAUUAACAAAAGGAUUUAAAGAUUAAUUUAGUCGCAGGCGGCGAUGGAAAUUAUACAUCAUUUUGGUCGAAUAGAAGAGAGUACAGACGAGGGAACAAUCUGUGACGAUAACAUCGGGAUGGUUUUGGAGGAAGCUGAAAUAAUAGAUACUGAUGGUAACAUAGAAAUUACAUCAGAAGAUGAUAAUGUUCAAUAUCAAUUUUGUCAGAUAAAUAGAAACGAAAGUGCUGUGGCUUAUCGUGUUGUACAAGUUAGUGAUAAUCAUUUGGACAAUAAUGAAUUAUCCAUAGCAACGCCUGUAAAUAAUACCGUACAAGUUUUGACUUCGCCAAUAAAUGGACAGUUUUAUUUGUUGAGUAGUGAUAAUGAAGUGCUUACCUCAGAUUCCGGAAGGAAUGUAAUACCUCGCGUUGCCAAAGUACAAAUAGAAACAUCUGAGAAUCUUGUUCCAGGUAUCAAAAAAAGAGACGAAAGAAGAAGAGUAACGCAUAACGAAGUAGAAAAGCGUAGAAGAGACAAGAUCAACAAUUGGAUCUUCAAAUUGGGAAAGCUUUUACCAGAUAAUGAAAAUGGCAUUAGCGGAGGAGAUAUAAAAGCUACUUCUGAAUUACAAAGCAAGGGUGAUAUUCUUGCACGAGCAUGCGAAUACAUAACGGAAUUACGAGAGAUUCGAGAGAAGUAUGCUCAAAAUUUAGAAGAGAAUACGCAGUUAUUAGAGGAAGCCAAAGCUCUCAGACAAGUUGCGACUCAAUUGAGAAAAGAUAAUUACCAAUUAAAAUCACAAUUGUCUAAUAACACCAAUUAUAUCCUAGGCACUUAAUCAUUAACUCUAUCUUUAUGAUAUUCGAUAUAUUUUCUCUCUCUUUUUUUUUUUUUUUUUUUUUUUUUUUUUUAAAUUUUAACCAAUGUGUUCCAUAACUUUUUUUUAUACUACAUCUACAGGACGUACGUAGCGCAAUAAAACGUGACUGUAGUAAUUACAAAAUGUUUAUUUACACGUAUUUAACUCAACAAUACUUGUAUAUGAUAAACGAUAAAUCGCAAUUAUAUAGUUAUAAAUUCAAACUGUACAGAUAUAGUAUAAACAAUAACUAUAUAUAACGCGAAUGAUAGAUUAAAAGUUGAAAAUUUAUUAUUAAAAUCAUUAAAUCAGAUGUACAAAUAUACAAAACAUUACGCCAUAAUCAAUAAGUAACUUCGUUCAAAUGUUACAUAUAAUUAACUUGAAAGUUACUUUUUUUAUUCUAAAAUGCGUUGAAAUUGUUAACUGGUAGGUCUACAGUAUUUACAAUUGUAAAAUACAUCUAUUUAUGUACAUUCAACAGAGCAACAUGUUCAGUAUUAUUUUCUUAAUUCAUUGCCAUGAUAUAUCUAAGUAUGUUGAUAAUAACAAAAUGAGCUUUAUAUCUUUUUCUCCUUAAAUAUGCACAUACAGUUAUCAUUAUCAAAUUUAGGGGAAAAUAUAUAUAUAUGUAUAUGUAUAUGUAUAUGUAUGUAUAUGUAAUUUCUAGUAUUAUUAUUGCUUCAAAGCACAUUAUUUUACUUUUUGUAUGUAACUGUUUAGAAGUAGUCGGAUUAACAUCUUGUACUUUAUUGGCUCUAAGCAAUAAUGGCAAGAGAGGCUUCCAAUAAUAGUACAAGAGAAGGAAUGAUAUUUAUAGUUGCGUGUCUCUAAAUAUUUUUUAGAUUUUUAGAACGUUUCAUCGAUUAUUUAAGAUUAUAUUGAAAAUAAAUAUUAAUUGUCGAAAUCAACGUUCGUCUGAUAGUAUUUCCUUUCUUAUCUGUUUAAGCAUAAAUUCGAUAAUUUCUUUUGAUGAAUAAUAAAUAAUUUAAUAUUAUUUUCUCUAAUCCCUUUAUCGCUAGAAAGAGAGAAAGAGAUAGAAAGAGAGAGAGAGAGAGAGAGAGAGAGAGAGAGAGAGAGAGAGAGAGAGAGAGAGAGAGAGAGAGAGACACGAGAUAUUUUUAAAUAAGUCAAUCAUUUUUAUAGCUUGUCCUUGUGCAAUAGUAUACACAAAGUAAUCACAUUGAAAUCAAAAAAUUCGUACUAUAAAAAUAACUCUGAGAAGAGCUAGGUCCAGCAAUAAAUGUAUGUAUCUUUCUAAUCUAAGCGUCAACGUUACUAACAAUUUCUAUACAGCUUAAUAGGAAUCUUAUUUUCCUGAUCUACUGAUUAUAUUGUCUUUGUCAUAUAGUAGAUGCAAUGCCAGAAACUGAGCGAAAACUUAUAUAUUUAGUUUAUCCUUCCUCCCUCCUCCUUUGUUCUAAAUAUUUUUUUUUUUUCUUUAUAAUCGUGCAUUGAAAUGAAAAUGGUACCGAACAAAAGAAAAA
Molecule: messenger RNA, 2545 nt
Organism: Vespa velutina
Lineage: Eukaryota; Metazoa; Arthropoda; Insecta; Hymenoptera; Vespidae
Product: upstream stimulatory factor 1-like
Exons: 4
Coding region: 261-1037 (258 amino acids)
Biological process (GO): regulation of transcription by RNA polymerase II
Molecular function (GO): DNA-binding transcription factor activity, RNA polymerase II-specific; RNA polymerase II cis-regulatory region sequence-specific DNA binding; protein dimerization activity
Source: RefSeq, a predicted model, not a curated record